AAGGGUAUUGAGUUUAUGAGGUGCAAAAUCUUCAACAGCACUGACAAUAAGGCCCUUUCCCAGAAUACUGGGAACUCACAAGCACAUACACAACAGCAUAAACAAACAACCAAAACAAUGGCAUUCAGAGGAGUUUCUUCUUCUGCUGCUUCAUAUUUCAGAGCAACUCACAGAUACCCUUCUUCUCUUCUCUCUAUUUCUCAACAUCUCAAUCACAAUUUCCAUCUUCCUCCUCAAAGAUUCACCCCUCUUCCACUCCAUCAAUCUGGAACCAAAUUUCCAAUCCGGGCUGUAAGUGAAGCACCAGCUGCAGAUCCUAUAACUCCAAAGAAGGAAGAUGAUGGAUCAUCAUCAUCUUCACCCCAAAAUUGGAAGAUCAAAAUGCUUUAUGAUGGUGAUUGCCCACUUUGUAUGCGUGAGGUCAAUAUGCUUAGGGAUAGGAAUGAACGGUAUGGUACCAUCAAGUUUGUUGAUAUAAGCUCGGAUGAUUACUCCCCGGAGGAGAAUGAAGGGCUUGACUAUAAAACUGUUAUGGGAAGAAUUCACGCAAUCCUCUCUGAUGGAACCGUUGUCACUGAUGUUGAAGCAUUUAGAAAGCUAUAUGAACAAGUUGGGCUUGGAUGGGUUUAUGCCAUAACCAAGUAUGAACCUAUAGCAACAAUAGCUGAUUCGGUAUAUGGUGUUUGGGCAAAAUACCGUCUCCAAAUUACAGGCCGACCACCUUUAGACAAGAUAAUGGAAGCACGGAAGAGCAAGGGUGAAGUCUGUAAUGAUAGCAAGGCUUGUAAGAUGUCAGCCGAGUCUAACAGAAAGGCAUGAAGAUUUCCUCCCUUUUGCCCUAUCAUUGUUCUCUGUCAGUCUGCCUUAGAAGAAAAGGAAAAGGAAAACAAAUUUAUACUCCCUCUAAUUCUCAGCGAGAUCUCAUCACAGGAAUGUAAAUGUAAAUUUUCGAGCUUAUACAUAUUUAUUAAUUAGAUUUACACUAUCAAAUACUAGAAUAAAAACCGGGCCCCUUUUAUCUGGAAAUCACUCACGCCCUUGGAAAGUUUGAACUGUGUUGAACUUCUAACUCAAUAGAAGUUGCUGAUAUGUGUUACAGUGAGACCAUCCAUUGAUGGUUGUCAUCAAGUUUAUAGGAUUCAACAGAAGUAUUAUUGUAAAGACCCAUAAAAUACAAUAUCAUUAUUCUUUACAUA
This is a messenger RNA of Ziziphus jujuba (common jujube), 1196 nucleotides long. RefSeq lists its product as uncharacterized. The transcript has 8 exons. The coding region runs from base 16 to 819 and encodes 267 amino acids. Gene Ontology annotation, molecular function: protein-disulfide reductase activity. Lineage: Eukaryota; Viridiplantae; Streptophyta; Magnoliopsida; Rosales; Rhamnaceae. The record is from RefSeq and is a predicted model, not a curated record.